AUGAUCCUUCCUCAUCUUUUCGGCCUCUUGGCCGCCACUGCUGGUGUCGCUAGUGCCGUCAACAUCACUGGUUACGAAUAUGUUGUCGUGGGUUCAGGUGCCGGAGGUGGCCCUCUGGCAGCUCGUCUUGCGCUGGCUGGCCACAAGACCUUGUUGCUUGAAGCUGGUGACGAUCAGGGUGAAAACUACAACUACACAAUCCCUGCCUACUCGGCCAGAUCCUCUGAAGAUGAGAAGCUUUCAUGGAACUUCUUUGCUCGUCACUACGCAGACGAUGAACGUCAGGCUCGUGACUUCAAAACCUCAUAUGAAACCCCCAGCGGUGAAUUGUACACUGGUCUGAGCCCUCCCGAGGGCUCAAAGUUGCUGGGUACUCUGUAUCCCCGCACAGGCACUCUUGGAGGAUGCACUGCUCACAAUGCCUUGAUUGCGGUGUACCCUCACGAAUCCGACUUUGACUACAUAGCGACCUUGACCGGGGACAGCUCGUGGUCGCCGGACAACAUGCGCAACUACUUCACCAAGUUGGAGAAGAACCAUUACCUCCUCCCGGGUCAGAAGGGCCACGGUUAUGACGGCUGGUUGUCGACCGAGACUGCUCCUUUGAGCAUUGUUCUGGAGGACCCUCAGCUUCUCAGCAUGUUGACCGGUGGAGCCUUUGCCUUGGGUAACUUGACUCAAAACGUCUUCAACAUCGGCACUCUGUUGGCUGGUGAUGCCAAUGCUGAUGUUCCCCACCGCGAUCACGACCCUGGCUACUACCAGAUCCCCAUCUCUACGAAGGACGCUCACCGCAACGGUGCUCGCGAGUUCAUCAUUGCUGUGCGCGAUGCGAAGAAGGCUGAUGGCUCCAAGGCCUAUCCCCUCGACGUUCGUAUGAACACCCACGUUACCAAGGUCACCUUUGAUGAAUCCGUGACUCCUCCCCGUGCCACCGGCGUGGAGUUCCUUGAGGGGGAACACCUCUACAAGGCCAGCCCUAUGUCCAAGCGUGCUGGCAAUGGUACUCCCGGUUCCGCCUCUGCUUCCCGUGAGGUUAUCGUUGCCGGUGGAGUGUACAACUCGCCCCAGCUACUCAAGCUGAGCGGCAUCGGUCCUGCCGAUGAGCUCAAAAAGUUCGGCAUCAAGGUGAUCAGUGAUCUGCCCGGUGUUGGUACCAACCUGCAGGAUCACUACGAGAUCUCUGUUCAAGGUCGGGUCGAGAAGGACUUUUCAUGCUUGAACAAGUGCACCUUCAGCAUCCGCGACCAGGCCGACCCUUGCAUCGACCGCUGGCAGACCCCCGUUCUGGGAGAUCACGGCAUCUACUCAUCCCCCGGUCUCGCUGCCACCAUGUUCUACAAGAGCUCGGUGACUGCCGACGACAGCUUUGAUAUCUUCUGCUUCGGUGGACCCGUCAACUUCCGUGGCUACUUCCCUAACUACAGCAUCAACGCCACGGACGAGCACAACUGGUUCACUUGGGCCAUUCUCAAGGCUCACCCACGCAACACCGCCGGUACCGUCACUCUGCAAUCUGCCGACCCUCUCGAUAUGCCUGAGAUCAUCUUCAACUACUUCGACACCGGCGUUGGUGACUAUGACGCGGAUCUGACUGCUCUGUACGAGGCUAUCGAGCUCGCGCGUGAUGCCUUCAAGCGCCAGCUCGUCCCCAUUACCGAGGUCCUUCCCGGCUCGGCCGUCCAGUCCAAGGAGGACAUCGAGCAAUAUGUCAAGGACGCUGCCUGGGGCCACCACGCCUCGUGCACUUGCCCCAUUGGUGCGGACAACGACCCCAUGGCUGUCCUGGACUCCAAGUUCCGCGUCCGUGGCGUUUCCGGCCUCCGUGUUGUUGACGCCUCUGUUUAUCCCAAGAUCCCGGGUACCUUCACUGCUGUGUCGACCUAUAUGGUUGCCGAGAAGGCUGCCGAUGAGAUUCUGACGGAGCUCAAGGCUUCUGCUUGA
This is a messenger RNA of Penicillium diatomitis, 1944 nucleotides long. RefSeq names its product GMC family oxidoreductase. The record is from RefSeq and is a predicted model, not a curated record. Bases 1 to 1944 code for a protein of 647 amino acids. Lineage: Eukaryota; Fungi; Ascomycota; Eurotiomycetes; Eurotiales; Aspergillaceae. The transcript has 2 exons. Gene Ontology annotation, molecular function: flavin adenine dinucleotide binding; oxidoreductase activity, acting on CH-OH group of donors.